Molecule: messenger RNA, 911 nt
Organism: Clarias gariepinus (North African catfish)
Lineage: Eukaryota; Metazoa; Chordata; Actinopteri; Siluriformes; Clariidae
Gene: pin1
Product: peptidylprolyl cis/trans isomerase, NIMA-interacting 1
Exons: 4
Coding region: 83-553 (156 amino acids)
Cellular component (GO): cytosol; nucleus
Molecular function (GO): peptidyl-prolyl cis-trans isomerase activity; protein binding
Source: RefSeq, a predicted model, not a curated record
GGGAGUGCCGGGGCAGCAGUGAGGGGAGUGACUGCAGUAGCAUCAGUUUCGCGGGUUUAGAGCAGAUUAAUAAAGUAAUAAAAUGUCGGAUGAUGAAAAACUGCCGCCCGGGUGGGAGAAGCGCAUGAGCCGGAGCUCGGGCAGGGUGUACUACUUUAACCACAGCACGAACGCAAGUCAGUGGGAGCGGCCGAGCGGGGGCGGGGGAGCAGCGGUGGACAAGGUGCGCUGCUCUCACCUGCUGGUCAAACACAACCAGUCACGCAGACCGUCGUCAUGGAGACAGGAGAACAUCACACGUACCAAAGAGGAAGCGCUGCAGCUCAUACACAAGUAUAUAGAUCAGAUAAAGUCUGGUGAGGAGGAGUUCGAGACAUUGGCAUCUCAGUUCAGCGACUGCAGCUCCGCACGCAAUGGAGGAGAUCUCGGCAUGUUCGGCAGGGGUCAGAUGCAGAAGCCGUUUGAAGAGGCCUCGUUUGCGCUGAAGAUCGGGGACAUGAGCGCUCCGGUGUUUACUGAUUCUGGGGUUCACAUCAUCCUACGUACAGGAUAAAUCUCAUCCCUUCACCCCUUCAUCCCGUCAUCCCUGUCUUUUAUUAUACUGUACAUAAAAGUCCAUGGACUUUAAUCCAGAUCUUGCACACACACUCACACACACACACACAACACACACACACACACACACACACACACAGUUUUCAAAAAAAGUCAUCUUUAAUAAAAAUAAUUGAGUUUAAAGUGAAAAAUCCGACCUCGCCUGGCAUCAGGCUUCUGAUUGGUUCUUCUCCUGCUCCAUCAUCACAUCUUUCAUCUUCUGUCCAUCACCACCUUUAUUAUAAUGCGUCCCUGACGCCUUGUCAAACCUGCAGCGAUGGAUAAUGAUCAAUAAAUAUGAUUACAUGAUGAACAAA